Messenger RNA from Zonotrichia albicollis (white-throated sparrow), 674 nucleotides. The record is from RefSeq and is a predicted model, not a curated record. NCBI's taxonomy places the organism in Eukaryota, Metazoa, Chordata, Aves, Passeriformes, Passerellidae.
GGUUUGGGCCGUUUGGGGAGCACGCUGUGAACGCCAGCUGGAUUGCAGUUCAGGAGCUGGAGAAGCUGGGGCUGAGGGAUGACGUGGAUCUGCACGUCUAUGAGGUCCCUGUUGAGUACCAGACCGUGCAGAGACUCAUUCCUGCCUUGUGGAAGAAGCACAGUCCCCAACUGGUGGUGCACGUGGGCGUGUCAGGCAUGGCCACCACUGUCACCCUGGAGAAGUGUGGCCACAACGUGGGCUACAAGGGGCUGGACAACUGCCGCUUCUGCCCGGGCUCGCAGUGCUGCGUGGAGGGCGGCCCCGAGUGCAUCGACUCCAUCAUCGACAUGGACGCCGUCAGCAGCAGGGUCAGUGCCCUGGGCCUGGAUGUCACUGUCACCAUCUCCAAGGACGCUGGCAGGUACCUGUGUGACUUCACCUACUACACCUCCUUGUACCAGAGCCACGGGAGGUCAGCGUUUGUCCACGUGCCUCCUCUGGGGAAACCUUACUCUGCAGAACAGCUGGGCCGGGCCCUGCAGGCCAUCAUAGAGGAAAUGCUGGAUUUUUUGGAGCACUCUGAAGACAAAAUCAAUUGUCAGCAUGAACACUGAGCACAGCCUGGCCAGGAGCUCUCCUAGUAUUGCACUUCCAAAAUUUUUCCCUGCUCUGAUGAAGUAUUGGGGGGAAAA